This is a messenger RNA of Striga hermonthica, 642 nucleotides long. NCBI's taxonomy places the organism in Eukaryota, Viridiplantae, Streptophyta, Magnoliopsida, Lamiales, Orobanchaceae. The record is from the annotation of a GenBank genome assembly.
AUGGAUAACAACGGUAAUCUCCAAACGCCUUUUUUUUCUCGGCCCGACUUUCUCUACAACUAUAACUACGACCACUUUCAAGGUUUCAAUUACACGAAGGCGGUGAUUCCACCAAUCGACCACAAAAACAACAAAGGCACGAAUAUUAUUUACGGUCAUCAGGACCCGAAGAAGAAGCGGUUGAGCACCGAGCAGCUGGAUUCGCUCGAGAACAGCUUUCAAGAGGAGAACAAGCUCGAUCCCGACCGAAAAAUGAGGCUGGCCAAGGAGCUCGGGCUUCAGCCACGUCAGAUCGCGGUCUGGUUCCAAAACCGGCGGGCCCGCUGGAAGGGAAAGCAGCUCGAGCGCUUGUACGACGUGCUUAAGCAGGAGUACGAUGCGGUUUCUAGGGAAAAGCACAAGCUCGAACAGGAGGUUAUGUCCCUAAGGGCAAUACUCAAAGACCAAGUACUGGCGAAGAAACAAGUUUCGACCAACUACACGGAGGUUUCCGAGACAGCCGAGAGCACAUCAAUCCCGAGCUCCGUGAAGCUGUGUGGGCACCACAAAGUCAACGAGGUCGGAGAAUGUAGCUAUGUUCUUAACAUCGACGACUACAAUCCGGCCAUGAUGGCUCCAUACAAUUGGGCUGCCCUACCUUAA